AUGCCUUCCCCACAGGCUCAACCAUUUCUGCACAGGAUCUUGCAGAGCCAAACAGCAACCUCAGCGUCUACCCCCGGUAUCUCACAGGUCCAGUCUUUCGACCCAUCCCGAUGCCUGUAUCCACCACCAGAAGCCCUGGCUCAGCUAGUGAACGUGUACACAGAGAGGGUACAUAGCCAACCGCUUCCUCUCUUCGACAAAGAGAGACUCUCCGCUCAGAUCCGACACUAUCCCGACUUCCUCCUGCAAGCCUUCUUGGCGCUCACCUUGCUCUUCGUGGAGCUACCUUUCUACGGUGACGCGAAAGCGCAAGCCAUCGAGCUGUACCUCCGUUCCGCUCGUCCCACAGUCAUUCAACUGGCUGCGGAAGGCACCCCAUCGGUGCCAGUAUUGCAAGCAUUGUGCCUUAUGACCUUGAGCGAUGUUGCUGCUGGCCGACACGCACGAGUCUGGAUGGAUGCUGGGAUCGCGGCUAGAUUGGUCCUUUGUGUGUCCCCCGCCGGCGCAGGGUCUGCUACGGAAUAUGCGUCGACGCGAGAUGAUCAGAGGCGAUGUUGCUGGAGUGUGUUUAUUCUUGAGAGAGUCUUCGCCCCCGGCCCGAGUCUCUUGCAGAUCGACAGCUACCCGCUGGGACGAGUAGGGCAUCCUGUCAGCCCCCCACGGCCCCGCUCCCUCAUGGCGAACGACGACGGCUCUGCGCCUAAUGCCUUUGCCAGCAGUGCUGCAGACCUGGGAAUACAGGCCUACUGCCUCCAAGUGACUGGGCUGUGGUAUGAAGUUCUGGGGUACCUGCGACAGCGCCUGGCUAAUCCAACCGAUGACCCCUGGAUCGCCUCCUCGCGCCAUCACACGCUGGUUGCGCAGUAUUACGAGUUCGAGACGGGGAUCUCGCAGCUGCACCGAUAUCGGAACGUCGGCUUCCACACCAUCACCCCCAGCGAACUGCUGCAGCACAAGGAGUACUGGACGGCCUGGCUUUAUUUGCAGGUGGCAUUCCACGCGGGCCAAGCCCUCUUGCAUCAUCCUCUGUUCCAUGUCACUCAUGUGCGACGUGCAUCGUCCAAGUUCCAACCGCCAUCCUUCCUCCAACAAACCAUAGACCAAGCCCUGCUUCACUCGGGUUGGCCCACGCGCUUGAUCCGAACGUGGGAGAAGCAUGGGAUUGAGAUCAACGACCCGUUUCUGGCUCAACUUGUGGCGACCGCUGCGUCUAUCCACUGGAUGUUCCAGUUUGCGAGUGAGAAAGCCAUCGCCGACCGGGCACGGGAGGAUUUCGAGCAGUGCCAACGCUUUCUGACAGAUCUAGCGACCCGAUGGCCACACAUUGCUGGAAUGGUAGACAAGCUUGCGUAUCUGCAAAGUCUGUCGGGACACAGCGCUGGCGCGAGCAGCAUUCCACCUUUCAAAUGGUCGGCGAUGUGGGAUUUGCUGGACCCGAACUCACCUCAUAGCAGUGUGGAGGAGUCCCAUCUAGCAUUUGUGCCUGGUGGCCAGCAGAUCGCCACGCAAUACCUGGUGCCGUUGCGCGAGUCCCCACCGAACCGGGUCUCACUGGGAGGCGAGGAUGAAGUGCUGGCUUCGUCGUCGGAGUGGAUGAACAGCGAUUUUUUCAGUCUGCUUGAUGUACCAUACUUCGGCCAGGGUCCAUCGCAGCUGCCUUCCGACUGCCACGGGGAGUUGUAA
Messenger RNA from Aspergillus aculeatinus CBS 121060, 1683 nucleotides. Its product is annotated as fungal specific transcription factor domain-containing protein. Lineage: Eukaryota; Fungi; Ascomycota; Eurotiomycetes; Eurotiales; Aspergillaceae. Gene Ontology annotation, cellular component: nucleus. The record is from RefSeq and is a predicted model, not a curated record. Bases 1 to 1683 code for a protein of 560 amino acids. Gene Ontology annotation, biological process: DNA-templated transcription. The transcript has 4 exons. Gene Ontology annotation, molecular function: zinc ion binding; DNA binding.